CGCGAUUAGCCCGACCGACUGGCCCGAAGCACCCUGCAAUAAGCGGCAUCGGUCUGAGGAAGAGGGGAUGGAAGGGACGGGAGGAACCCGGACAAAGGAAUGGAACUCGGACCUCGCAGCGAUGGUGCGAGGGAUAUCAAUAGGGCGACGGAUAUCAAUAAUGAUAGCGCUUCUGCUGGCAACGAUUCUGCUGUCCUGCCGUUUCUCAGGGGCAGAGGCUGAGGCGUUUGUAUAUAACAGAUCACUGGCAUAUAUUGCUGUAGAGUUUGCUUCAGCUGAGGAGGAGGAGGAGGAGGAAGAGGAGGAGGACGAAGAGGACGAGGAGGAAGAGGAGGAUGACGGAGAGGAGGAGGAGACAAAGGAAGGAGUAGAAGACGAGGAGGACGAGGACGAGGAUGAGGAGGAAGAGGAGGAAGAUGAAGACGAGGAAGAUGAGGAGGACGAGAAGGAGAAUGAGGAAGAGGAGGAGGAGGAGGUGGUAGUGGAGGUGGGUGAAGGGGGAGGGUGGGCGUAACCUCACCUCGAUAUCGAUGCAGGAGGAGGACGAUGCUCUGGGUGAAGGUUCUAGCGGCGGCGGUGAUGGCUCGA
Messenger RNA from Chara braunii, 588 nucleotides. The record is from the annotation of a GenBank genome assembly. Lineage: Eukaryota; Viridiplantae; Streptophyta; Charophyceae; Charales; Characeae.